Acaulospora colombiana is the source of this 566-nucleotide messenger RNA. The record is from the annotation of a GenBank genome assembly. NCBI's taxonomy places the organism in Eukaryota, Fungi, Glomeromycota, Glomeromycetes, Diversisporales, Acaulosporaceae.
UCAAUCGGAACAUUCUAUCGAAUUUCACCAUACCAACAUAUCAAUGUCUACAGAAGAGAACAUUUUUUGAGACGCCGAUAACAAAACUUCAACCAAACUUGUUUGACACGAGUCAGUUUGUGCAAAAGUUAGAGUCGGAAGGAUUCACCCGACAACAAAGCGAGGCAAUAAUGAAUUCAUUGUCCGAGGUUAUAAGUGAAAGCAUGCAAUAUUUAACCAGAAAUAUGGUGACCAAGGCUGAUCAGGAGAGGGAGAUGUACGAGUCCAAAGUAGAUUUUGCCCAAUUAAAAUCGGAGAUACAAAUGUUGGAAAAGAAUGAUUUUUCAUUGCUAAAGUCAGACAAUGAAAGAUUGGUGGCGGAGGUGGAAAAACUUAAGCAGAGACUGAGCGAAGAGAUCAAAAGAACGCAAGCCGCCACCCGAUUAGAUAUGAAUUUAGAGAAGGGCAGGAUAAGGGACGAAUCAAGUAUGUUGGAAAUGAAACUAAAAGAAACGGAUACUAGAAUUGAAAGUGAAAUUAGUAAUUUAAGGACCCAGAUGGAGGCUAUCAAAUUUCAGGCACAUUGA